CUGUUCCCUCUCGUGACGAGCCGGGGGGGGGGGGGAGGGGGGCGUGAGGCGCGGAGCCGCCCCCUGCGCGCGCACGGCGAGAGGCCGGGGCCAGCGGCAGCGCCGCCCGCUCCCGCUCCUCCUCCUCCUCCUCCUCCCCCUCAGCAUCGCGCCCCGGGCCCGCCGCCCAUGCCACCUGCCCUCCGCUGCCGCUCCCCGGGCCGGGCCAGCGGCGCAGCGCGGGGGGGCCGCGGGCCGCUCUAGGAGCGAGGCGGCGGCGGCAGAGCGCGGAGCGGGCGCGGAAGGAUGGCGGACACAGACCUUUUUAUGGAAUGUGAGGAGGAGGAGCUGGAGCCAUGGCAGAAAAUCAGUGAUGUGAUUGAAGAUUCUGUUGUUGAGGAUUAUAACUCGGUUGAUAAAACUGCUACGGCUGGCAAUCCUCUUGUUCAGCAAGGUGGACAGCCACUGAUCCUUACCCAGAACCCAGCCUCAGGUCUGGGCACAAUGGUAACCCAGCCAGUAUUACGACCUGUGCAGAUCAUGCAGAAUGCCAAUCACGUCACGAAUUCUCCAGUGACCAGCCAGCCGAUCUUCAUAACGACCCAGGGUUUCCCUGUGAGGAAUGUGCGGCCUGUGCAAAACACAAUGAAUCAAGUUGGAAUUGUCCUGAACGUCCAGCAAGGUCAAACGGUUAGACCCAUCACCCUAGUCCCAGCCCCAGGUACCCAGUUUGUUAAACCAACAGUUGGCGUUCCUCAGGUGUUCUCUCAAAUGGCCCAGGUGAGACCAGGUACAACCAUGCCGGUCCGACCCACCACCAACACUUUCACUACGGUCAUUCCGGCCACGCUUACCAUCAGGAGCACAGUACCACAGUCCCAGGCACAACAGCAAAGUAAGUCCACUCCCAGCACCUCCACAACUCCUACUUCAACGCAGCCAACAACACUUGGACAGUUAACUGUGCAGCAGCCAGGGCAGUCCAGUCAAGCUACUAACCCCAAAUUAGUGAGUAUUGCAAGUUUUGUGACUGUAAAGAGACCUGGAGUGACUGGCGAGAACAGCAACGAGGUUGCGAAGCUAGUGAAUACUCUGAACACCAUUCCUUCGUUAGGCCAGAGCCCUGGCCCGCUUGUGGUGUCCAACAGCAGCCCUGUGCAUGGUUCCCAGAGAUCCAGUGUUUCAGAAUCGUCGUCAUCAUCGUCAUCCUUAAAAGUCAGUUCAUCUCCUAUUCCUACAUUUGAUUUGCAAGAUGGUGGCAGGAAGGUCUGCCCAAGAUGCGAUGCUCAAUUUCGAGUCACUGAAGCUUUAAGAGGACAUAUGUGUUAUUGCUGCCCUGAAAUGGUUGAAUUCCUCAAGAAAAGAAAAUCUCUAGAUUCUGAACCAAAUAUUCAAUCUGCAAAGCCUCCAUCUCCAGAAAAAACUACAGCUGUUGCUUCACCGCCCUCUUCCACUCCUAUCCCUGCGCUGUCCCCACCUGCUAAAGCUCCAGAGCCAAGUGAAAACGUAGUUGACUCAUCCCAAAGUAAGCUUAUUAUGUUAGUAGAUGAUUUCUACUAUGGCAGAGAUGGUGGCAAAGUGAGUCAGCUACUGAACUUCCCCAAGGUUCCAACUUCCUUCAGAUGUCCGCACUGUACCAAGAGGCUAAAGAACAAUAUAAGAUUUAUGAAUCACAUGAAGCACCACGUUGAACUGGAUCAGCAAAAUGGAGAGGUAGAUGUCCACACCAUCUGCCAGCACUGUUACAGGCAGUUCUCCACUCCAUUUCAGCUACAGUGUCACUUAGAGAAUGUCCACAGUCCCUAUGAGUCAACAACAAAGUGCAAGAUUUGUGAAUGGGCAUUUGAGAGUGAACCAAUGUUCCUACAGCACAUGAAGGACACUCACAAGCCUGGGGAGAUGCCCUAUGUUUGUCAGGUCUGUCAGUACCGUUCAUCGCUCUAUUCUGAAGUGGAUAGCCAUUUCCGAAUGAUCCAUGAAGACACGCGGCACCUGCUCUGUCCUUACUGUCUUAAAGUCUUCAAGAACGGCAAUGCUUUCCAACAGCAUUUCAUGAGGCAUCAGAAGAAGAGUGUUUAUCAUUGCAACAAAUGUAGACUCCAAUUCCUGUUUGCCAAGGAUAAAAUUGAACACAAGCUGCAGCAUCACAAAACUUUCCGAAAGCCCAAACAAUUAGAAGGAUUGAAACCUGGAACCAAGGUUACAAUCAGGGCAUCUAGAGGACAGCCACGGACAGUGCCAAUAUCUUCAAAUGACAUGCAGGGCACAGGACAGGACACCACUCCUCUGUCAUCGUCUACAGAUCCCCAGCCCAUCUUCCUGUACCCACCUGUCCAGAGGAACGUCCAGAAGAGAGCGGUCAAAAAAAUGAGCGUCCUGGGGAGGCAGACUUGCCUGGAAUGCAGCUUCGAAAUCCCUGACUUCCCAAACCACUUUCCUACCUACGUUCACUGUUCGCAGUGCCGUUACAGCACUUGCUGCUCCCGAGCUUAUGCCAACCACAUGAUCAACAACCAUGUUCCCCGGAAGAGUCCAAAAUACUUGGCUUUGUUUAAAAACUAUACUGCCUGUGGUGUAAAGCUGUCCUGUUCCUCCUGUCUCUUUGUAACAUCUGAGGGUGAUGCAAUGGCCAAACAUCUGGUCUUCAAUCCAUCACAUGAGUUCAGUAAUAUUAUUUUCCGAGGGCCUUCUUGGAUAUCACAUUCCAGGCACGUUCAGCCCCAGGACAAAAGCAUGAAGAAUACAUGCUCUUCCUAUUCCCCGAGUAAAGCUGCUACUGUGAAAACAAAGUCUAUGUUACCUGCAAAAGAUGACCUGGAGCCUGAGCUGGCACCAGCAGCCUACAACAGGCCUCUGGUCUGCCAGGAAGAAGAGUGCUUAAAUAUUGAUGCUCAAGAAGAUGAACAGCCAACAAAGGAGCCUGAACCUGCGAGCAAAAAGGAGCAGCUGUCAGUAAAGAAGCUGCGAGUCGUACUGUUCGCUUUGUGCUGCAACACUGAACAGGCAGCAGAGCACUUCCGAAAUCCUCAGAGGCGGAUCAAGCGCUGGCUACGGAGGUUUCAGGCUUUCCAAGAAGAGAACUUGGCGUCCCUGUCGGAGGGCAAGUACCUCAGCCUAGAGGCUGAGGAGAAGCUAGCGGAAUGGGUCCUCACACAGAGAGAGCAGCAGCUGCCUGUAAAUGAGGAGACUCUCUUCCAGAAAGCCACCAAGAUUGGCCGAUCCCUCGAAGGUGGCUUCAAGAUCUCCUACGAGUGGGCCGUGAGGUUCAUGCUGCGGCACAACCUCAGCACGCACACUCGGAGGGCAGUGGCUCACCCGCUCCCCAAAGACGUCGAGGACAACGCCAGUUGCUUCAUCGAGUUUGUGCAGCGGCAAAUCCACACUCAAGACCUGCCUCUCUCCAUGAUCGCGGCCAUCGAUGAAAUCUCUCUCUUCCUCGACGUGGAGGUGCUGAGCAGCGACGACAGGAAGGAGAAUGCUCUGCAGACAGUGGGAACCGGGGACCCCUGGUGCGACGUCGUUCUCACGAUUCUCGCCGAUGGAAGCGUUCUCCCAACACUGGUCUUCUACAGGGGCCACGUCCAGCAGCCUGCCAACGUGCCAGAAUCGAUCAUGUUGGAAGCAAAGGAGAACGGAUACAGUGACGACGAAGUCAUGGAGUUGUGGGCGACCAGAGUGUGGCAGAAGCACACAGAGUGUCAGAACAGCAAGGGCAUGCUUGUGCUGGAUUGUCACCGAACGCACCUAUCGGAAGAAGUACUGUCCUUGUUGAGUGCCUCCAGCACUCUGCCGGCUGUUGUCCCUGCUGGCUGCAGCUCCAAAAUCCAACCUCUAGAUGUUUGUAUAAAAAGGACUGUGAAAAAUUUCUUGCAUAAAAAGUGGAAAGAGCAAGCCAAGGAGAUGGCGGACUCCACGUGCGAUUCGGACAUUCUUCUCCAGCUGGUUUUAUGCUGGCUGGCAGAGGUCCUGGAAGUCAUUAGUGACUCUCCUGAACUUGUGCAGCAGUCCUUCCUGGUGGCCAGUGUGCUGCCAGGUCCGGACGGCACGGCCAACUCGCCCACACGUAAUGCCGACAUGCAGGAGGAGCUGAUUGCCUCCCUGGAGGAGCAGCUGAAGCUGAACGGUGAGCAGCAGCAGCAGCAGCAGCAGCAGGCGGUGACUGAGGUCCAGGAUCGGACCCAGGCCGAGGAAUCUGCCGACCCAGAAAUCCUCCAUCAGCUCUUUGAAGGGGAAAGUGAGACUGAAUCAUUUUAUGGCUUUGAAGAUGCUGAUUUGGAUCUGAUGGAAAUCUGAGCACUGAUCUGCGAAUCGUGAUCCAGAAAGGGUUAUUUUUUAAAUAAAUGUUGGAUGAGACCAUUACACUUCCCUGUGGAUUUGUGGGUUUAGGAAAUUUGUAGGCGAUCACUCAGAUAAAUAGCCAUUUAUGCUGUUCAUUUAUAAGUUUUGUGCUUUUUUAAAAGAAAAAUCACUGUGUUGGUAUUUUCUGAAAAUAUAUUGUGGGUGAAUAUUUUUGCGUUUUCUUUACCUCACUGUACCAUAGUUUUCUGUUUUUAUUGUGCAGAAAUGUUUUGAAUUAUACAUUGUCAAUGUGACCAUUUCUAAAGAAAGGAAAAAAUAUGUAGCUAAUGAACCAGUAUAUAAACCUCUUUGGUUGUCUUAACACAGAUUUUUUUUAACACUUGGCCCAGAGAUUUAGGUUUCUGUGGUAAAUUUAGAUAUGAAUGAUUGCUUUAACGUGUGAACCUCCUAUAAUUGGCCAUUAAGAUUUGGUUUGGGUUUGUUUUUUUGUUUUGCUUUUCCUUUAAAGAAGACUAAUUAUUUUGCUUGUGAAUUUGGCCAUGGGGUAAAAACACAAGCAAAAGAAUUCUGCCUGUUCAAUGCCAGCAAUGGUUCCUGGGAGCCACGAUACUUUGAACGGGGGCUGAAGUGAGACGUGCAGUUAGGGAGUCGGGCGCAGUGCUGCCACAAACCUGCGGGGUUUGAGCUGACUUUCUGACACUGCGGUGGUUCCUUUCCUCCAGCCGGGAAACCAUCCGGCACCCGCCUUGCUCCAAAGAGUUACUGACAGAGGGUACACGAUGGAGGAGGAAAGUCAAGUCUGCCUUGAUCUUCCUGUACAGUAGGUGGGCGUUAAAGCUGUAUGGACCAUUAAGCGUUGACCUUUAACUACUAGUAGUUGAUAAACCUGCUUUAACAGUGGCAUCAGACACUACGUUCCUUAGAAUUAGAAAUCUGAUUUAAUGAAACAAACUGUGACGUGCACAAAAAGAAGACGUUUGUUUUUAUUUUUCACUGCCAGCUUAAAUUUUUCUACAAUUUGCAUGUUUGAGGGUUUUUUAAUUGUAUGUAUUAUGGUAUAAACGGAAAGCAUUUUGACAUACAGAAUUCAGAAGCACCUGCACCUUUCUGUUUCCAUAGAGGUUUUGUGAACCUUCCCUAUUACCUAAGGAAAGCAGGAAGCAGCAUGUGCAGACCUGUAAAUGGUUCAUCUUUAAAAUGUACAUAAGUGGAACAUUUAAUAAAACCAGGGAAAUGGAUUUAUAAA
Oxyura jamaicensis (ruddy duck) is the source of this 5524-nucleotide messenger RNA. RefSeq names its product pogo transposable element derived with ZNF domain (gene POGZ). Gene Ontology annotation, biological process: regulation of DNA-templated transcription. Bases 286 to 4272 code for a protein of 1328 amino acids. The transcript is spliced from 18 exons. The record is from RefSeq and is a predicted model, not a curated record. NCBI's taxonomy places the organism in Eukaryota, Metazoa, Chordata, Aves, Anseriformes, Anatidae. Gene Ontology annotation, molecular function: DNA-binding transcription factor activity, RNA polymerase II-specific; RNA polymerase II cis-regulatory region sequence-specific DNA binding.